CAGGAUCUGCACUUUGCCGACGAGCAUCUCUGCCGUCCUGCUUCACUACAGUGAUCACUGCCCCCUGAUCUGCGAAAAAUACACAGGGACUCCUCAGAAAAAGGCAAGAGUUCAUCAAUGUAACUCCGGUCAGUCAGAAACUGCGCCGUUCACCUGGAUAAGUCCACCUUGACGAGAGAAGAGAUAAAGACAGAAUAAAAAGAGUCAAACGCGAGUGGAGUGUUGACGUAGAAUUGCGAAGGAAAAGAGAAGAAUAUGAUUGUCAAGCAGUACUUGAUGUUCAUCCUUUACAGCCUCUGUGCAAGCGUCUUUAAAGUGGCUGGGACAAAAAGCAAAGCUAGAGGUAUCCUGGGUCAGAUCCCCAUAACUCAGAAUGUGACGGUGGUGGAGGGGGCCAUAGCCAACAUGACCUGUCGUGUGGAUUACAAUGAUAACACUUCCCUCCAGUGGUCAAACCCUGCACAACAAACUCUCUUCUUUGGGGACAAAAAAGCUCUGAGGGAUCACAGAAUUGAACUAGUUCGAGCCUCAUCGCAGGAGCUCACCAUCCGAAUCAAUGACGUCAGCCUGUCAGACGAGGGACUGUACACUUGCUCGCUCUUCACGAUGCCUGUCAGGACCACCAAGGCCUUUCUCACUGUUCUGGGUGAGCAUGUGCAUUUUGGUGAAGUCUCCAUAGGAGUGCCAGGACGACCAGAGAUCACAGGCUUUACCAAGCCAGCAAUGGAGGGGGACGUAGUCACUCUCACGUGCACCACAUCAGGCAGCAAACCAGCUGCUACCAUCCGAUGGUUCCGAAAUGACAAGGAGGUCCAAGGCACUAAGGAGGUGAACGCUACAGGAAAGUCAUUCACAGUGAGGAGUAGCCUUCAGUUCCAGGUGGACAAGCGGGAUGACGGCGUUGCCUACACCUGCAGUGUGGAGCAUGUGUCUUUGUCCAAACCCUACAUGACAACCGAGGUCCUGGAGGUCCACUAUGCUCCCCAUCUGGAGAUCACACAUUCACUCAUCAUCCCACAGGAAGGCCAAUACUUCAAACUGGAGUGUGUUUCCAUAGGCAACCCAAUACCUGAGCCAGUGGAGUGGUCUAAAGAUGGAGGAGAGCUGCCAGACAUUGAGCGUAUGAUUGUGGAGGGAAGGGAACUUACCAUCACUACGCUAAACAAGACAGACAAUGGCACAUACCGGUGUGAGGCCAGCAACCAUCUGGGGUCCAGUAGUGCUGAAUACAUACUGUUUGUAUAUGCCAAAGACUUUCCAGGGCCUACAACAGAUCCUAAUGCUUUAGGACAGCAUGGACCUGACCACGCUUUAAUCGGCGGAGUUGUUGCAGUCGUGGUCUUCAUCACCUUGUGUUUGAUAAUAGUCCUUGGACGAUAUCUGGCCAGACAUAAAGGGACAUAUCUAACACACGAGGCCAAAGGAGCAGAGGACGCCCCUGACGCUGACACAGCCAUCAUCAAUGCUGAAGGAAACCAUGUGCAUGCAGAAGAAAAGAAAGAGUACUUUAUUUAGACUUCUUUUUCCUCACUUCUUUCAUUUCAUGACAACCUUUGACAGCAGACGUGCAAUUUUAAGCUGUCUCAGACUCACUGCAUUGUCUUUUUUAAUUUAUUGUUCUGUCUUUUUUAGAAAGCAAUCAUGCUUAGAUAUGCUUGUUUUCAAAGCAUUCACUAACAAAAUAGCCUUCGUCUUUUGUAAUAUAAUCCAUGUACAAUUGGAUUAUGUCCUUUUCAGUUUUUCUGUGCCUAAAUGCUGUACAUUCUUCUGCAUUUCUUUCAUUGCCUGUAUUUUUCUCUACUCUUUCUUACGUUACCUGUUAUACAACCUUUUGCAGAUUUUUAAAAUUCAGAAGUAACAACAGUAAUUUUGUUCUCCAACUCAACUCUCAGCAUUUGAAAAGGUUUUUCUGUAGGAGCAAAAUAUGUUAAAUACAUCAGUUUUUAAGGAUUACAUGAUUGGCUUGGAUGUUUCCCGGAGCUAACCCUCCUCAGACAUGCCGCACACGUUUAGAGCAUCUUAAAACAGAUCAGAUACUUUAACAAACACAAAGCAGAAGCACAAUCUGAGUGAUUGUCUCGAGAUGAAAUAAUCGCCCUCUUAGCAUUGUCUGUAUAUUCCUGCACUGAUUUUUUUUUUUCCCUUUUUGUUACACUGUUGAUUUAUAACCAACAAAGAACAAGUUAGAAAAUUAAAGCACAAAGUCUGAGGACUAUUACAGAGGGGAAAAAACAUCAACUGCUUUUUGUCUCAGGAUUCAAUAUGAGUCUAGAUGGAGAGAUGGUGUCAGACAUGUGAAGAAGACUUCAGUUCAAUCGCAGUUAUUGUUGUGGAUGAAAAACGUUUCCUUUUUGUUGGCGAUUUGUUGUAAUAUCCAAACUGAAUGAGUGGAACCUUGUGUCGGUUCAUUAUUUAUGUUGAGUUUUAUUGAACAACUAUGCUAAAUGUGUGGAUAUUGCUGUAAAAUACUUUGCUAACGUGAAUAUUAGUGACCAAUAUUGUUGAAUCUUGGGAUCCCUGACACAUUGCAGUUUGUAUAUUAGCAUAUACAGCAUUUAACGGUACUUCACAGAUCUUUCAUGUUUUUCCAUUUCUUUCCAAUUUUGUUUUGCCCGAAGGCAUGUAAAUAAUAUGUAAGUAUUCAAUUUUAGUAAAAGGAAGAAAAACUCUGGUUAUAGCCUUUAAUUUCAGGUCAUAUGAGUUCCAGUCACUUCGAGGACAGCGUUUUCACAUUUUUGAAGAUUUCUUCAAACAGGGAUUCUAAUGAAAUGCUUAAAAUGUUACAAAAAAAAAUCUGGGUAAAAAUAUAUGUAUUUAUUAUUAUUAUGGCUGAUUGACUUUCUUAUAUGAUACUAUAUUGAUUGAUAUUAUUGCUGUUAUUAUGAAGUAGUUGUCUGACAUUAACUUUUCCAUUUUUAUUUCUGUAAGUUCUCAUAAAAGAACAAUACAAGGAUCACCGUUAUGGCCUUUGAGUUUGCUGCAAACAGUACUAAUGACAUGUUUAGGCAUUGGUGAAUCAAACAUCCCCUCACUGUAUAUAAUCACUGUAUCAAAGACAUUGAACCACAUUGCCAAUGCUCAUACAUGUUAUUUUGUUAGUUCAGUAUGAUGCUAUAAAUAACUCAUUUUGUACAGAUUUAAAUUGCUGUAAUUAAUUUGCUUUUUAUGGGGGAUGUGUGAGGUUUGCUUUUUUUCACAGUAUUGAAUAUUCAUUUUUCAACUAUGCCACUGUAAAAUGAAAAAAAAAAAGAUGCGAAAAAAGAGAGAUGAAGUGCGGAUUAAAAAAUGAACAA
Maylandia zebra (zebra mbuna) is the source of this 3293-nucleotide messenger RNA. It is a transcript of the gene cadm2b, whose product is annotated as cell adhesion molecule 2b. Lineage: Eukaryota; Metazoa; Chordata; Actinopteri; Cichliformes; Cichlidae. Gene Ontology annotation, biological process: homophilic cell-cell adhesion. The record is from RefSeq and is a predicted model, not a curated record.